Rotaria sordida is the source of this 1062-nucleotide messenger RNA. The record is from the annotation of a GenBank genome assembly. NCBI's taxonomy places the organism in Eukaryota, Metazoa, Rotifera, Eurotatoria, Philodinida, Philodinidae.
AUGCCGACAGAUGCUUUUAUGAAAUCGAAUAUUCUUCAAUGGAGUGAUUGGUCUACAUCAGAACCUGUUGUUUCUCAACAACAGCAAAAACCGCUCGACAAAUCGAGCAAAACUGGUAAUGUUACUCUCCGCUGGAAUACAACAGGCAUUACAAUCGCUGGUAUUAUGAAUCAACACGGAACGGAUUCCAAUCUAUUGGAUUGGCCUAUCAGUCUAGCAAUCGAUUCAUCAAAUGCACUAUAUAUUGGCGAUCAUCUCAACCAUCGAGUUCAAAAAUUUUUAUCAGGUAUAUCAAACGGAACGACUGUCGCCGGACAGUCAAGUGGAGCACAGAAUAGAACUCCGACAAGUUUAAACUUUCCUGUCGGUGUAAUAGUUGAUUCUAGUGGAAAUCUUUACGUAGCAGACUCCGGAAAUUCACGAGUUCAAUUAUGGGCAAGUGGAGCAUCAUCAGGAAGCACAGUUGCCGGCAAUGGUACUGCAGGUACAUCAGCCAAUCAACUAAAUGUCACCUACGGCAUUGCACGUGAUCCAAGCUCCAACACGCUUUAUGUAGCUGAUUAUGGUAAUCAUCGAAUUAUGGCUUAUACCUCAAAUGCAUCUUCAGGAAGUUUAGUUGCCGGAGGCAAUGGAAUAGGACUGAAUAAAACGCAGUUGUAUAAUCCUUCAACUAUUUAUUUUGAUUCUCCAUCGAACAGUCUUAUUAUAGCCAAUCGUUAUGGGCAUAAUAUAGUUCGUUGGACGUUAGGUGAUUCUCAGUGGACACUAAUUGCUGGAAGUACUAAUGGAACGCAGGGUAGUUCAUCGACAUUACUUAACUCUCCUUUCGGUAUGACAUUAGAUCCAAUGGGAAAUGUGUAUGUGGCUGAUACAUCCAAUCAUCGAAUCCAACUAUUUAUGGCAGGACAGCUCACUGGUCUCACAAUCGCGGGAUCGGCAGGAGCACGCGGCAAUGAUUCUAACCAAUUUUGGGCUCCUUAUGCAGUAGCAUUAGACAGCCAACUAAAUUUAUACGUUGCAGACAGAAAUAAUAAUCGAGUACAAAAGUUCCUACGUUAUUAA